Ramularia collo-cygni is the source of this 1776-nucleotide messenger RNA. Its product is annotated as related to dihydroxyacetone kinase. Bases 1 to 1776 code for a protein of 591 amino acids. Gene Ontology annotation, biological process: glycerol catabolic process. Gene Ontology annotation, cellular component: cytosol. The transcript is spliced from 3 exons. Gene Ontology annotation, molecular function: ATP binding; glycerone kinase activity. NCBI's taxonomy places the organism in Eukaryota, Fungi, Ascomycota, Dothideomycetes, Mycosphaerellales, Mycosphaerellaceae. The record is from RefSeq and is a predicted model, not a curated record.
AUGAGUACCAAGCACUUCUUCCCUCAUACCGAAGGCGUUGUACUGCUAGCAUUGGAGUCCUUGGUAGCGAGGAACACUCAUCUCGGACUCGACGCGCCAAAUAAGGUCGUUUACUCCAAGACGCAUAGUCCGUCCAAGGUCUCGGUGAUAAGUGGAGGAGGUAGCGGGCAUGAACCAGCCUGGGCUGGCUAUGUUGGCAAUGGACUGCUGACCGCUGCGGUUGCUGGGGAGGUUUUUGCUUCUCCGUCUGCUCAGCAGAUCAUGGCUGCCAUUGAACAUGCACCUUCGGACGCGGGAACCAUUCUCUGUAUCACGAACUACACUGGAGACAAUUUGCACUUUGGACUGGCUAGAGAGAAGGCAGCUGGUCAGGGAAGGAAGAUUGCCAUACUGCGGAUGACGGACGAUGUAGCUUUGGGAAGGAAACAGACGGAGAAUCUUGGGAGGCGAGGACUUGCUGCCAAUGUGUUUGUGCUGAAGUUAUGUGGAGCGGCUGCAGAGGCGGACUACGAUUUUGAAAAGUGCUUGGAGUUGGGAACUUCUGUUAACGCGAAUGCUGUUACGGUUGGGUCUUCGCUCGAUCAUUGCCAUAUUCCGGGCCGGGAGCACCAUCGUUCGAUACCGCAGGAUGCAUAUGUUCUCGGCAUGGGAAUUCACAAUGAACCUGGAUUGCAUGAGAUCAGUCCCAUGCCGUCUGUUGAUGAACUGGUUAGCGACAUGCUGAAGUACUGCUUGGAUCCUCAUGAUAAGGAUAGAGCGUUCGUGGAGUUUAAACCGGACGAUGUUGUUCUACUUCUCAUCAACAACUUUGGAGGCAUGAGCAAUCUCGAGCUAGAAGCUCUGACCAACGUAACACGCAAAAAGUUGGAGCAAGAAUGGAGCAUCAAACCACAAAGAAUCUACGCACACUGCUUCGAAACAUCACUCAACGCACCGGGCUGGUCGAUUUCGCUUCUCAACGUCUCCGGAAUCGAGCGAGAUACCAAGACGUCUGUUUCGACGGUAUUGCGAUUGCWAGACUCCGAAAACGAUGCACCUGGCUGGCCAAAGAACGGAUACAAGCCAUUGUCAACCGAACAAUCGGAGCAAAAGACCAAGAAAACCACAGAUAGCUCUUCGGACUCUACACGCCAGGGACCAAAGGUGGACGCAAUGCUUCUGGAGUCUGCUUUACGUAAUGCAUGUAACGCAGCAAUCAAACGUGAGCCAGACAUCACCAAAUGGGACAUCGUCAUGGGAGAUGGUGAUUGUGGUGAAGCUGUCGUUGGAAUGUGCCAGKGUGUUCUCAAGAAGCUUGACGACAAGAACCUACUGAAUCAAGGUUUCUUGUUCCCCAUCCUGGACGAAGUAGGUGAAGCAAUAGAGGCGAUUGGCGGCACACUCGGUGCAAUCAUAAGUAUCAUCCUGGCAUCAUUCACAACACACUUACGGAAGGCUUUCGCUCAAGACCCGGACAAUUUCGCUCUUACUACGAAAAGUGCAGGGCAAGCUUCAGGGGCAGCCUUGAGAAAUUUGAUGACAUAUACACCUGCGCAGAAAGGUGGUCGCACCGUUAUGGAUACUCUCAUUCCUUUCUGUGAGACACUGGAGAGUACGAGCGACGUUGUGAAGGCUGUCGAAGCUGCUGAGCAAGGUGCCCAGAGCACAUCGGGGAUGAAAGCCAAGUUUGGUCGGGCGACAUAUGUUGGAGAGAGUGCAAAGAUUCAGGGCGCUCCACCAGAUCCAGGGGCAAUGGCAGCGGCCAUAUUCUUACGUGGUCUGUUGGAAGGUAUGUAG